AUGAUUGAAACAAAUGAUGAAAUUAAAAUUGUACCAUAUGAAUCAAAGUAUAAAGAAAAUUUUAAAAAUUUAAGUGUUGAAUGGAUAUCACAAUAUUUUAAAAUGGAAGAGGAGGAUAUUAAAGUAUUGGAAAAUCCUGAAGAAAACAUUUUAAAUAAAGGUGGUCAUAUUAUAUUUGCAAUUUUAAAUGGAGAGGUCGUUGGAACAUGUGCACUUUUAAAAUCAGAAGAGCCUGAAAAGUUUUGUUAUGAGCUUGCUAAAAUGUCUGUAACACCAAAAGCAAAAGGAAAACAAAUUGGUUUCUUAUUAGGACAAUCAUUAAUCAAUAAAGCAAAACAAGAAUUAAAUGCCAAAAAAUUAUUUUUGGAAACAAAUUCAAUUUUAACACCAGCAAUUAAAUUAUAUGAAAAAUUAGGUUUUAAAUUAAUUCCUCUUCAUAGCUCAGUCUAUAGUCGUUGUGAUACAAUGAUGGAAUUAAUUAUUUAA
This is a messenger RNA of Dictyostelium discoideum AX4, 486 nucleotides long. RefSeq lists its product as hypothetical. The transcript has a single exon. The coding region runs from base 1 to 486 and encodes 161 amino acids. The record is from RefSeq and is a predicted model, not a curated record. Gene Ontology annotation, molecular function: acetyltransferase activity; N-acetyltransferase activity; transferase activity. Lineage: Eukaryota; Evosea; Eumycetozoa; Dictyosteliales; Dictyosteliaceae.